AUGGCCGUAGUUCCUACACCCCUCCUUCGAUACCACCAUGUAAGGUGCCACCCAGUCUGCCAUUGUACACCGUCCGGAAGCCUCUUCGUGCUCGUCCACGCCGACAGCAGUCCCGCAGCAGACUCCUGCGACUCAGACGCUGAUGUCCCGCCAGCAGACGACUCCUGCGACUCAGACGCUGAUGUCCCGCCAGCAGACGACUCCUGCGACUCAGACGCUGCUGUCCCGCCAGCAGACGACUCCUCAGACAACGACGAUGACGACUCAGACGCUGCUGUUCCGCCAGCAGACGACGACGACGACUCAGACGCUGCUGUUCAGCCAGCAGAUGACGACGACGACUCAGACGCUAAUAAUACUGUAUGUAUUUCCUCAGUGGCACCCCCAAGCAAUGUGAUUCUGCACUGCGGGAAUCUGAUCAACAAGCUGUCGUGGGGCUACGACCACCAGCCCACAGGACUCCGGUUCCGGGUGGAUAUUGGCAGAAUGUUCUCUUCUGAUAAGAUUCCCCCGCUGUGGGUGGACCUGCCCGACCUCCAGGCGAACGUGUCCUUUCUGUCGAACCAGAUGGAUGACUACUUCCUGUCUGUGACUGCCGUCCUCGACAAUGAAGAGUCUGAGCCCGCUCCCGCUGACGGCAUCUCCUUCAGCUACGACGUGAACUCUCCUGCCCAACAGAAAUGUUCUUUAGACCUUCCACCUGUGACCAUGUUUGAACAGCAGGACCACUUUCUGCUUCUCAACUUCCAGCAUCCGUGGCUGAUAUACCAACAUGGCCUUCCUCGCCGCUUGGACUCCAGACGCAAGAGGAAGAGGAGACACGAGCAGCCGGACAACCAUCUGCCAAUCUUCAAAUAUGACGUCACCCUCGAUGAGAAGGAGUUUGCCAACCUCCACUGCAUUGAGGAAGUGUGCCAAGACAAGCUGCCCGUGCCGGCCGGUCCGCAGCAACACUGCGCCACCAUCAGGGGAGUACUGGAGAAGAUCAGCGUUUACGGCACGCAAGACUACUGCGCUCUGCCUAUGCAGGAAAACAAAAGUAUAGUCAUCCCUGUGGUGGUGUCACUGCUGCUCGUGGCUGCAAUCUCCACCGUCCUCAUUAUGAUCUGCUGGAAAAAGGCCAGACCCUCGUCCGAGCUGCCGGCCUCUCUGCGCUUUGACGGAAUCAAAGAGGAGACUAGUCCGGAGCCAGAGCCUAUGAGGGCUUCCAGAUCAACUACCCCGCUGCUGGUGACAGCGGAGUCCGAGUCUGAACCGUCCGGCGAGCCCGAACCGUCCGGCGAACCCGAACCGUCCAGUGAGAAUGAUGCGUAUGACAUAGAAGAGGAAGAUCAACAGGCAUAUUUGGACGGAGAGCAAAUAGAGGAAGAUGAGGAAAUUUCAAAUGACCACGCCUACGAAAGACGCAACAUUGUGGCGAGGCUGUCGCUUGACGAGGAUGCAGAAGGCUACCGUUGA
Molecule: messenger RNA, 1458 nt
Organism: Nerophis lumbriciformis (worm pipefish)
Lineage: Eukaryota; Metazoa; Chordata; Actinopteri; Syngnathiformes; Syngnathidae
Source: RefSeq, a predicted model, not a curated record